AUGACUGGUCUUCGGGCUUUACGAUAUGGCAGUGCCAUAGUUCUUUUGGCAGCACUGGUCCAACCCUCAAUUGCAAGUGACAUUUACCUAGACUGUGGUCGCACCGCGACAGGUGAUGGCAGCAAAGCACACCCUUUCAACUCAAUUCAAAAAGUCAAUCAAGCUGUAUUAAAAGCCGGUGACUCUUUAUUUGUCAAAUCUGGCUCGACAUGCAUAGGCACCCUGUCCCCAAAGGGUAGUGGCAAUCAGCAUCGCCCGAUUAGCUUGACCAGCUAUGGAGACGGUCCUCUGCCUAUCAUCAAUGGAGCUGGAGCAGCGGAGGCUGUGAGUUUAACAAAUCAGGAUUAUUGGGAUGUUUCCAACAUUGCAAUUAUCAAUCCUGCCUCUGAAGUUGCCUGGCGGCGCGGUAUCGUUGCAACUUCAAGUGAUGGGACAGUUCACCAAGGUCUCUCCAUCCACGACAUUACCGUUUAUAAUGUAGCUGGUGAGACCAACAAGGCCACGCAGUCCGAUGCAUUCAUCGCCUCUGGUGGGAUUAUCGUGAACGGCACCGAGAAUGCAAGCCGCUAUGACGACGUCCGGAUAUACGACAAUACAGUCUUCGACUGCGGUGGCGGUGGUAUCAAAGUCCGCGUCGGGCAGAUGGACAAUCGGGGACCUGGAACCCACGUCUACGGAAACAACAUUUCCUAUGUCGGUGGUGACGGUGUUGUCGUGUCUUACGGCGAAGCACCUAUGAUUGAGAACAACAUCGCCGGGUUUUGCGGUCACGGAAAAUACCCAUACACAGGCGGCAACUUCGCUGGGAUCUGGGUUCUCGGAUGCAAAGAUGCAGUGAUGCGACGCAAUGUGGUUCAUGACUCGCUCAUGUCGGAUAUUGACAGUGAGGCGUUUGAUUGUGAUUGGGGCAAUGAAGGUACUUGUACCGUCGAGUAUAACUAUAGCCAUGAUAACGCGGGUGGUAUCUUCCUCAACUGUGACGGUUGCGGAACCCCCGGCGGCGCGACACAAAUUGUUCGAUAUAACGUCUUCCAGAACGAUUGCCGGAUGUACAGCAACGGAGAGGAUGUCCACAUGGAAUUCUACAAUAAUGUUAUCUACUGUCCCAACAAAGCGUUCGAGAUCGCAGUCCCGCCUCAUGCAAACUUGUCGAACAACAUUUGGGUGGGAACCGCAGGCUCGACUUUGCCGAAGGAUAGCUCAAUCGAGUGGCAUGAAAAUAUUUUCCAAACGGUUGAAAUACCCGAUGAGGGAGCAGGAAUUCAAGGAAAUCCCCUUUUCACCAAUCCUGGCACAGCGAAAGACAGCCUUGAUUCGGUGGAUGGUUAUCGACUCAGCCGUGGAAGUCCUGCUUUGCUCCACGGUGACCCAAUAGAGAAUAACGGAGGUCGAGACUUCUGGAACAACAAGGUGUCAUCGGCAAAGCGCCCCAAUAUCGGUGCAUACAAUGGAAAAGGACUGUAG
This is a messenger RNA of Penicillium vulpinum, 1464 nucleotides long. Its product is annotated as pectin lyase fold/virulence factor. The transcript has a single exon. The record is from RefSeq and is a predicted model, not a curated record. The coding region runs from base 1 to 1464 and encodes 487 amino acids. Lineage: Eukaryota; Fungi; Ascomycota; Eurotiomycetes; Eurotiales; Aspergillaceae.